Acanthocheilonema viteae is the source of this 294-nucleotide messenger RNA. The record is from the annotation of a GenBank genome assembly. Lineage: Eukaryota; Metazoa; Nematoda; Chromadorea; Rhabditida; Onchocercidae.
AUGCAUCUUUUGGGUACUUUCACAUUGGUCAUUUGCGCUGUUUUCUUGGCUCAAGCAUGCAAUUCACGGAUGGAAAGACGUAUGGGGCCACCAGGACGAGAUGGACGUGAUGGAAGUCGAGGAGAGCCGGGAUUGAAAGGCCCAAGAGGUCCGAAAGGAUUCCCUGGAAGACCAGGACCGCCAGGGCGACAAGGUAGUCAAGGCUAUAAGGGAGAGCCGGGGCCGCAAGGACCGAAAGGUUUAAUAGGAACGCAGGGAGAGGAGGGAGAUAUGGGAGCAGCAGCAGGAGGGUAA